AUGGCACCAGCACAGCUGUCGCAAGCAGAGCUCGAUCGGCGGAAAACAGUAGGGAUAAAUCCAGAGACGGUCACCAACAUCACGUCUACAGACUUUCCUGGCCAUCAUCCAGGUGAGGACGCAGCAUGGUCCAUCGACAGAUUCUCGAAAGGCCUCGAGGUUAAAUUCCACAAAAACUCGUAUGAUGAAGCAACGUUCUCCCUGAUUGGCAUUGAUGCCAGCGUCGCCAACGCUUUUCGAAGAAUACUCAUCGCCGAAGUACCGACUCUCGCAAUCGAAACGUGCUACUUCAACAACAAUACCUCUGUAAUAGCUGACGAAGUCCUCGCGCAUCGGCUAGGCCUAAUUCCUCUAAAAGGUAGUCUUCGUGGUCUUGACUAUCUGAAGUGGUAUGUCAGACCAGACCCUGAGAACGGCAUCGAGGGCAUGGAUCCAAGCGACUACAAUACCGUUGUACUGAAUCUCUACGUCAAAUGCGAAUGGAAGCCAAACCCACCCGAAAAUGGUGAACCAGAAGAGAAGUAUAACCACAGCAACGUCUACGCCAGGGACAUCAAAUGGGAACCCAUGGGUCGACAAAAGGAAGAGUUUGAAGACCUCGAAAUCCAGCCUGUAAACCCCGACAUCCUCAUCGCGAAGCUGCGACCGGGUCAAGAAAUAGACAUCGUCAUGCACGCCAAUCUCGGCAAAGGCGGAGAUCACGCAAAGUUCUCUCCCGUAGGCACAGCGACCUACAGAUUACUCCCCAAAAUCGAGAUCACCAAACCCAUCCUCAACCAAGACGCGCUUGAAUUUCAAAAAUGCUUCCCUGCAGGCGUCAUUGACGUGGAAUACGUUGACGCAAAAGCCGUUAUAGAAAACGAGAGGUUAAGACCUCAUGAAGGAGAGCAGUAUGCAAAGGUCAAAGAUCCCAUGAAAGAUACUGUGUCAAGAGAGUGCUUACGGCAUGAUAAAUUUAAAGGCAAGGUCAAAUUGGGCAGGGUACAAGAUCAUUUCAUCUUCCAGGUUGAAAGUACAGGGCAGUUCCCAAGUGACCGCCUCUUUUUGGAGUCUGUCAAGGUGCUGAAGUAUAAAGCUCAGACUUUACUGAGAGCACUGGACAAUAUUGAUAGUUGA
Molecule: messenger RNA, 1116 nt
Organism: Lithohypha guttulata
Lineage: Eukaryota; Fungi; Ascomycota; Eurotiomycetes; Chaetothyriales; Trichomeriaceae
Gene: RPC40
Product: DNA-directed RNA polymerase core subunit rpc40
Exons: 1
Coding region: 1-1116 (371 amino acids)
Biological process (GO): DNA-templated transcription
Cellular component (GO): RNA polymerase I complex; RNA polymerase III complex
Molecular function (GO): protein dimerization activity
Source: RefSeq, a predicted model, not a curated record